Molecule: messenger RNA, 4318 nt
Organism: Pantherophis guttatus
Lineage: Eukaryota; Metazoa; Chordata; Lepidosauria; Squamata; Colubridae
Gene: EXOC3L2
Product: exocyst complex component 3 like 2
Biological process (GO): exocyst localization; exocytosis
Cellular component (GO): exocyst
Molecular function (GO): SNARE binding
Source: RefSeq, a predicted model, not a curated record
UCCGAAUCACCUCCGGCCUGGCGGGGCUGGGAGGGGCUUCCUUCCAAGCCUCCUUGGCCUCCCCAGCCCGGCUGCCCAGAGCAGCCAGACUGCCCGAGAGGAGGGGGAGCCUGCAGGGAAGGACCAAGGGCCCAGGGAAGGCAGCCACCAUGCCAGUCCUCAAGAACCCCCAUCAGCUGAAGGCGGCCAGCAGUGGCCCUAGGAACAGUGGCGGGGGUGGCAGCCACAGCAAGACACUGAUCCUGGCCAAGGAGACUCCGGGAACCAACCCUUUCGAGGAGGACCUGGAGGAGAAUGAGAAGGACUCCUUCCUUGGGGGCAUCUCCCCCGGCCAAGAGAGGACCCUCCCAGGGGACAGGGAGGACUUUGAGCGGGGCCUCUUCAGCGGCAACCCCGAGGACCGCUUCAGGCGCCGGGCCACCUUGGAGAAGCUGGUGGGGCUGAGUCCCUUCCGCCUGGGCAGGAGCCGCAAGAGCGGGGAGAAGCGGUCGCCCGGGGGCGAGCAGGGCUCCGACCAGCGCUCCUUCCUGGAGCGCAUGAUGCUGCCCCUGAUGGAGGGUAACCUGGGCCAGCGGACGCCUGAGAAGAAGAAGCCACGUCGCUGCUCGGAGGACUUCAGCCUGCUGCAGCGGUUCAACGGGCGCCGCAAGGAAGGCCUCUACAGCUCGGACUAUGGCCCGGCGGAGAACGGCGGCGGGGACACUGCCAAGCGUGGCUCUUUCCUGAAGAUCGGGCUGGGCGGGAAGGUGCGCCGGGCGUCCCUGGUGGAGAAGUUCAACCAGACAGAGGGCUUGGAGGCUGCCCCGGCGGCCGAGAAGCAUGACCCCAAGCCCAAGGAGCCGCUCUCAGUCCUGGAGAUCUUCCACCUGAUCCACCAGCGGGAUCUCCGCCUGGCUGACCGGCACAUAGUGGAGCUGGAGGCCGAGUGCGCCCAGGAGGGCGGCGGGAAGGACGGCAGCCGGAAGGCCAAGGAUGUGGCCCUGCUCUACGAGGCGCUGCAGAAGGAGCUCUGGGCGGUGCUGGCCGAGGCGCUGGCUGCCAAGAGCUCCUACCCGCCCCUGGAGCAGCUGGUCCAAGUCAUUGAGCAGGAGGAGGAGGCCGACCGUAGGUGGUGCCAGGCCCAGGGAGACUCCGCGGGGGCCCCCGGGGCUCGACCGCGGAAGAUGAGGCAGCAGUGGGCCGAGGCAGUGGACCGGCUGGUGGGCCAGAAGCUGUGCCAGUGCAUGGAGGGCCGAGUGGGCACCAUCACCACCCAGAUGGACCGGCUGGCCAAGUGCACAGUGGAGGACCUGAGCAGCAUCAGGGGCCACCUGCUGCAGGCCUACCCCAAGGAGUACCAGGCCUUCGGCGUCUACUUGGGCAGCUACCACCGGGGCCUGGCCCGCUGCCUGGCCGAAGGGGUCCAGAAGCAGCUGAGCCUCUCCGAGCUCUACUUCGUCUUGGACUGGAACAGCAACAUCUACCAAAGGGAGGUCCUCAGCCGGCCAGAGAUCUCCCCCCUGGUCAAGCCCCAGGAGCUCGGACCCCUCCUGUGCCCGGAAAUGCAGCAGAGUCUGGAGGAGCAGUGCAUUGCCGCCGUGAAGGUGACGAUCGCCAGGGACAUGAGCCAAGAGCUGCAGAAAGAGGAAGAGCGGUGGGCGCAGGAAGACAAGGAAAACAGCUUUCAGUUCGGCUUGUCCAGCAAAGUCAUCUUGGUGCUGAAGGGGCAUGCUGACAAAGCCCCACAGAUCACGGAGGAUUUUGGAAGGAGGGUGGCCCACUGUUGCCUCACCGGCCUGGCGGAGUUCUUGCAGAGCUUCCAGAAGAAAGUCGAAAAGUUUCAUGAAGGCCAGGUGGUCAGCAGCCUCAGCCCCGAGAGCUACAUGGGCCGGACCAUCAUGCUGGUCAACUGCUGCCCGCCCUUCAGGGACUACCUGGAGCACCUGGCCAGGUUUGGCCACCCAGACAGCGAGGCUGCGAAGCAGUUGGCAGGCUUGUCCCUCGACCGAGUGACCCGGCUGUGCAACCGAGUGUUGGCUGACCAGCUCUUCCAAAGCCUCAAGCCCUACUUCUACAAGCUGAUGAAGAGGAAAUGGCUCAGCAACCCCGAGGCCUUCUCCACCAUCAUGGCUCUCCUGGCGGAGCAUGCUCAGAAGCUGAGGAGGAUGAAGCUGGGGCCCUACCAGAUGCUGGUGAGGGAGGUGCACCGGCGGGUGCUGAUCGAGUACGUCCGGCCGCUGAUGCGAGUGCGGAUCAUCUGCACUUCGUCCAAGAUGAGAGCCAAGGUGGCCCACCGACUCCGCAGCGAGGCCAAGCAGCUGCAGGAGUUCUUCAUUCAGCUGGAAUCCUCCUCCUCCUGGCUGGACUCCGUGGUGCCCCACCUGGCUGGGAUCCUGGAGCUGGAGGACACGCCGGCCAUCCAGAUGGAAGUGGCUUUCCUGGCCAGGGCCUUUCCUGACGUGCAAAAGAAGCACCUGUCAGCCCUGCUGGAUGUCCGGGGCCUGCAGAGCCAAGCCCAGCGGCAGCUCAUCCUAGCGGCCUUGGAGAGCCUGGAGCUGAUGGGGGCUGAGACAGGCGUCUGCCAAGACCGGGCCUUCUUCUCCGAGAUCGCCACUGGCGAAGUCUUCUGUGUCCGCGUCCAGCUGCACCGCCUCUCGCACUUCGGGCUCGCCUGCAUCUCCCGGAUGCGCCGGAGGCCCCCCCGCCUGCAGCGAGAGAGAGAGAAGGAGGCUGAAGCUCAGCUGUGAGGACCCCAACCGGACAUUCUUGGCCUUUUGGCGAGAGGGCUACCCUGCCCUUUCCCAAGAAGCCCUGCCUUACGGUGCUCACCUGCCGAGGAGGAGUGCGGCUGCCUGCUGGACACGACCGCUCAGGUCUUGGGCUGCAGGCCUCCUGCAAAUGGCCAAGAGCCGGACGGGCAGCAGCCUCCCUAUGACCACCUGGAGUGGCCAUGGCAAAAGACCACUGCCUUUGGGGUGCUCUGGAUUUGGGGGUGAUUGCUGGGGAGGGGGUAGAAAGGGGGCUGGGGCACAAAUCCAACAACUCUUAGACUACCUGAAGGGCCCCCCCAUGCCUAUAACCAACAGGUGGAUCCGAAAUCCUGAUGCUCCUCUCAGCCCAGUUCGAGGCCAGGACUAUUUCAGGGCUGAUGGAGUCUUGUGCCAACUGGGGCUUCUGGGAGGCCGAGGGAAGGAGCAAUAGGAGCCACGGCUCAGGAGGAAAAUGCAGGGGGAGAUCCAGGAAACACAGCCCUGAUUCAGCCUUGGAACCGCAUCAAACCAGGUGGAGAGACAGCUGGAGGGAGGGAGUUGGGAUGCCAAGCGUCAUCUUAGAGCAUAGAACAGGCUCUCUGGACUUGGCCGCUUUAAGACUUGUGGGCUUCCAUGCUGGUUGAGGAAUUGAAAUCCACAAGUCUUAGAGUGGCCAAGUCUGGAGACGCCUGACAUAGGACAUAAGAGUAAUAGGGCUGAAAGGGACCUUGGAGGUCUUCUAGCCUGACCCCGCCUAUAGCGAGAGAUCUUAUACCGUAGGGGAACCCUCCAGUCAGCUCGUUCACCAUGGUGGAGUUGGAGGGUGAAGAAUCGUUCCUACGUCUCCCUCGUCAUAGUUGGGGUUCUGCAACAUCCACCCCUCCCCCAUUUCUCUCCAUCCUAGGUGUGAAGUGGGAGAGGAAACUGGCAGCAUCUCACCCCUCCCAGCCCCCAUCACAAACUAGCACAUAAGCUUCACCCCUCCUUCCCCACCAGCUCAGAGGCAGGAGACCCCCCCCCCACCAUCCUCAGACCGGCUCAGUGGAUACCAGGCCCCCAUGCUGGGCACUGGGUACCCCAAUUCAUAGCCAUUGCCAUUGGUUUGUUUUCCCCCUUUUAAUGUUUGUAUCUGGGCUGACCUUGAAAAAGACCCCAAGGAAAGCUGGGCCUCCACUGGGAUGUGAGACCACCUGGAGAUCCCAGGCCUGCAGACUAAACCCAGGAGGAGUGAACAGCCAGCCCUUCUGUGCACAAGUUGGAGCCGCCUCUUCCUCUGCUUCCAGUUUUAUUUCUGCCAGCACUAGAAUGACGAAGAAAUGUUCAAAGUUUCUUUUUGGCCUUGGGCAAAGGCUGGUCUGUUUUCUAAAGCUUUUUGAUAUAUCUUAAUUUGAAAUGUAUAUGCUGCAUAAAGACACUUAACUCCUUCGCCUCCUUUUCAGUUCUUUACUUUCUCGUGUGUAUUGAUUAACGUGCUUAUUAUGUUAUGUAUUUGGAUUUUUAUUUGAAUUUUUAAAUCUGGUAAGUCUAAUAUAUUGUAAGAUGCUUAGAUGAAUGGCCUACAAAUUUUAAAAAUAAAGACCUAAAACAGC